Messenger RNA from Caenorhabditis remanei, 1149 nucleotides. RefSeq lists its product as uncharacterized. Gene Ontology annotation, molecular function: rRNA primary transcript binding. The record is from RefSeq and is a predicted model, not a curated record. Lineage: Eukaryota; Metazoa; Nematoda; Chromadorea; Rhabditida; Rhabditidae. Gene Ontology annotation, biological process: maturation of LSU-rRNA; maturation of 5.8S rRNA. The transcript has 6 exons. The coding region runs from base 1 to 1149 and encodes 382 amino acids. Gene Ontology annotation, cellular component: preribosome, large subunit precursor; nucleolus.
AUGGCUCCAAAAAAGUCGAAGAAGUCAAAGCAAGAAGAUUCGAUGAUAGAUUUCGUUGAAGAAGAAGUUUCUGGUGAUGUCGAUGAAGAAGGUUUUGAGGAGGCGGAAGACAUUGUUGUAGACUCUGAGGAAGAUGAACCUCCAAAGAAGAAAAAGAAAGUAAUCAAAAAAGAAGUCAAGCAAGAACUGGAAUUAACUGAUGAAAAACUUCAAGAAUUGCUUGAAAAGUAUGAGGCAUCAAAAUCAACUGCCACCAAGACAAAAGACGAUUUCAAGCAUUUGCCGAAAAGUCAACGUGGAAAAGCAUUGAAAAGAGCCUUGCGAAAAGACAAACGAGCUCGACAGGAAGAAAGAACAAAAAUCAGAGAUGAGCUGGGAGAGAGUGCUCCACAGAAAGAGGUUCCAAAAACAAUCGAAAGCAUGAGAGAAUACGAUGCGACUAUGGUUGACGAACAAGACGAUGAAGUGGAACAUGAUGAAGCAAAUGAUGAGUUUGCCCCAUAUUUCAACAGAGAGACCACACCCAAAGUGAUGAUCACCAUGACUCCUAAAGCAAAGAUUACCACAUUCAAAUUCUGUUUUGAACUUCAAAAAUGCAUCCCGAAUUCAGAGAUGUUCACAAGAAAGAAUGUUCUACUGAAAACGAUUAUCGAGCAAGCGAAGGAGAGAGAAUUCACUGAUUUGCUCGUCGUUCAUGAAGACAGAAAGAAGCCAAACGGCAUUAUCUUCUGUCAUUUGCCAGAAGGUCCUACUGCUUACUUCAAAAUCAAUAGUUUGACAUUCACUCAAGAUUUAAAGAAGUUUGGAGAAUCCACUGCUCACUUUCCAGAAGUUAUUUUGAACAAUUUCAACACUCGUCUUGGACACAACAUCGCCCGCAUGCUCGCUUGUCUCUUCCCACAUGAUCCCAAGUUUACUGGACGUCGAGUUGUCACUUUCCAUAAUCAAAGAGAUUACAUCUUCUUCAGACAUCACAGAUACGAGUUCAAGAAAGAAGGCACAAAAGCAGCACUCUUGGAACUGGGUCCAAGAUUCACGUUGAGAUUGAAGUGGUUACAAAAAGGAACUUUCGAUGCCAAAUGGGGAGAAUUCGAAUGGGUUCUCAAGAGACACGAAAUGGAAACCAGUCGUCGUCGUUUCUUCCUCUAA